Messenger RNA from Enterobius vermicularis (human pinworm), 513 nucleotides. NCBI's taxonomy places the organism in Eukaryota, Metazoa, Nematoda, Chromadorea, Rhabditida, Oxyuridae. The record is from the annotation of a GenBank genome assembly.
UUGCCUCUGUCUAGGGGAGAACAGCUUGUUUCAAGUUUGUUUGCCAUUUCAGAGCCGAGUGGAGUCCCUUUAGAAGCGGGAGCUCCUUCUCCUUUACCAUUGGAAAACAGAAUUUUGUCUGAGAAAGUGCAGCGCUUAGUAGACGAAAUUACCGGCCUGACUUUGUUGGAAGUUUCUGAUUUGAACCGUGCCUUAAAAAAGAAGCUUAAUUUGCCUGACGUUCCCGUAAUGUCUCCUGCUUCUGGGGCGGCUGAAUCUCAAGACAAGGGAAGUGCAGAUGACCAUUCAACAAAGAAAACAUCAUUUUCUCUGAAGCUGACCAAGUUUGAGGACGCAAAGAAGAUUGCCUUGAUUAAAGAGAUUCGGGGUGCUAUUUCUGGUCUGAAUUUAGUCCAGGCUAAAAAGUUUGUUGAUUCUCUACCCGGUGUUGUAAAAGAAGAUUUGUCAAAACAGGAAGCGGAAGAAUUGAAGGCGAAGCUUGAAAAAGUUGGUGCUACAUGCGAAAUAGUCUGA